AUGGCUGUUACUUUGCAACAAAUCGCCGUUCAUCAGUUGCCUUUUUUGCAUCCAAGUGAUCUUCCGUCCCAACCAUAUCACCGAGUAGUGGAAGACGAAGCUGAUGCAGUCAAUCUGAACAUAUCAUUGAUCUCAGAUACACUUAACACUGACCUGUACCAAGGCAUAGAUAAUUAUCCGCCUGUAGAACUUGGAUGCACCAUAGUUGGGGCUCCCGGCAAUAAUGUUGACAUCUGCACAAUGUCACUGCAUACGACGAGAUUCUUCUCUUCAUUUGGCCGCUUCGAGACCGUCAGUCUGGCCAGGCUGGUCUUGUCACCUUCACUGCCCCCCCUCCAUGAAGGGAUGAGCGAGGACAAGGUGCGUUCGGCCUCGGCCAGUCCUGGCAACACGAAAGGGUUGCAAAUUGGGACUGUUUGGCCCACUUGCGGGGAUUCUCCCAUCGACUGGCCAAUCCCGACAUCGGAUACGGGCUGGUCAUCUCGGUCGUCGGGAGCAACUGGUAGGGGCGACGACACCCGGUCAGGGGGUGAGCAGUUCAAUGCUGAUCUGUCCUUCCUUUUUUGCGUGGACAAAGUGGCAAACUGA
Messenger RNA from Protopolystoma xenopodis, 588 nucleotides. Lineage: Eukaryota; Metazoa; Platyhelminthes; Monogenea; Polystomatidea; Polystomatidae. The record is from the annotation of a GenBank genome assembly.